Molecule: messenger RNA, 2910 nt
Organism: Epinephelus moara (kelp grouper)
Lineage: Eukaryota; Metazoa; Chordata; Actinopteri; Perciformes; Serranidae
Gene: ptger4c
Product: prostaglandin E receptor 4 (subtype EP4) c
Exons: 2
Coding region: 170-1627 (485 amino acids)
Biological process (GO): negative regulation of inflammatory response; adenylate cyclase-activating G protein-coupled receptor signaling pathway; cellular response to prostaglandin E stimulus
Cellular component (GO): plasma membrane
Molecular function (GO): prostaglandin E receptor activity
Source: RefSeq, a predicted model, not a curated record
AACAAACACUGCUGGAAACUGAACAGAGGAAUCACUUGAGUGUUUAUGCUCUAUUAGAAACAGGGUAUUUCAGGAUGUAACUGUGCAGUUAGUGAUAAUUUAUUUUAAGUUUUCUAAACAUCGCAGAAAGUUCUUGCACUUUAACUCUUGCACAUCACUGGUUUUAAUAAUGAUCAACGACACUGUUGCGUUUGGAGAACUGGUCACUAAUGUUUCUGAGCCGCUGCCGCCUCUCUCUCUCAGCCACAACCAAAGUGCGUUCCCUGCGCUCUGGCUCGAGUCCAAGUCUCUGGUCACUUCAGCCACCAUGUUCGCAGUGGGAGUCUUGGGGAACUUGAUCGCCAUUGUCGUGCUGUGCAUCUCCAAGAAGGAGCAGAAGGAAACCACUUUCUACACUCUGGUGUGCGGAAUGGCCAUCACGGAUCUGUUGGGAACGUGCUUCACCAGCCCGGUGGUGAUCGCCACAUAUGUGGCCAACCGGUGGCCAGGAGGAGUGCUGCUCUGCCACUUCUUCUCCUUCUCCAUGCUCUUCUUCGGCUCAGCAGGGAUGUCCAUCCUGUGCGCCAUGGCUGUGGAGCGAUACUUGGCCAUAAACCAUGCGUAUUUCUACUCCCAGCACAUAGACCGGACAAUGGCGCGCUUUGCGCUCCUGGUCACAUAUCUAGCGAACAUCGUGCUGUGCAUUAUGCCCAGUUUUGGCUUCGGGAAGCACAUCAGGCACUUCCCCGGUACUUGGUGCUUUCUGGACUGGAGGGCGAUGGAUCCACUCGGUGCCUGCUACUCCUUCCUGUACGGCGGCGUGAUGCUGGUGCUGAUCGCAGUGACGGUGUUGUGUAACCUGGCGGUGUGUAGGUCGCUGGUGGGGAUGAACAAGAGGACAGGGAUAGUCAGGACGGAGCUGUGUGAGCAGGGAGGAUCACGGCGCCGGUUCCCCCGGCUGCCGUCGGUCACCUCAGCGGCAGAGAUCCAAAUGUUCUGGCUGAUGAUCUUCAUGACCAUCGUUUUCCUGGUCUGCUCCAUCCCUUUAGUGGUGCGAAUCUUUGUGAACCAGAUUUACGACCCUGAGUAUAUCUCUGCCGGAGGGAAACCUGACUACCGCAGUGACCUGCUGGCGAUCCGCUUCGCCUCAUUCAACCCCAUACUGGACCCCUGGGUGUACAUUUUGUGCCGGAAGAACCUGCUGCUAAAGGGCUGCGAGCGGCUGAAGAGGACAGCUGCUCUUGUUAAGGACGGCCGUGGUGACAACACUGGCUGGGUAGGAGGUCAGCACUCCCCUCCGUCUUUAAACAGCAAUGACACCAGCUACGCGUCAUUACGCACAACCGGCUUCAGAAGUGAUGUUGAAAACCAGGUGUCCAUGAAGAAUAAACCCUUUACAGACUUCGCAAUGAGGCAAGCGUGGGAGUACGACACCGCGCGGGUCAACUUUCACCCGUUCAGCGUGGAGUCCACCGCGAUCCUCGGCUGUGAGGAGGAAGAAGCAGCCGGAUCCAAACAGGAGGUGGCGGCCAAGUCGUCUCCAGGACGCAGCGCGACGCCGCUGCUCUCUGCGCACGUUAGGAAAGUGGACAUUGUCACGUGUACGUUUAGUACACCGAGCUCGUGCCAGUCAGCGAAAUGUCUUUGAUGAACAUUUAACUGCCAUUAGUAGUUUAUAUAAAUGUGUCAAACUGCUACUUUUUAAUUCAACUGUGAGACACUUGUGAUGGUUUCAGCCACCAAAGAGCCAAAUCACCUUAAAUUAAUGAAACACUUGAAACAGCACUUAGUAACUGUGACUGAACUCAUCUCAACAUCAGCACUGGGUCAUGCAUCUGCUGCAUUAACAUGUCUACAUGUAAUUUAGGUUUUACCUUAAUGUUAAGGGAUCCACCUGAGGGUCUGCGCUACAGUUAGGCUACAGGGCAUUUUCAACUUCUUCUUCAUAUCAAUAUGUCUGAGGUCUAGAAAAACACAGUCCCAACAUCCUACAGUUAUAUCUAUAAGCAUGUGUGUGCAGUAAACGGGUGUCACAGGGGGUCAUUUUUGGGGGGUUGUUGUGGGUGCUGGUACAAAAACUGCUGAACUUGUUUUUAUUCCAGUGUGUCCUUUGAUUUUAAUCAGACCAGUGGUCUUCAGUCUUAAGUGCUAUAUUGUAGCCAACUGGACUUGCUUGAGUUUCUUGAAGAUGUUUCACCUCUAAACCAAGAGGCUUCUUCAGUUCAGAGCUGAAGCACCAUCUUCACCGACAGGGCUCUUAAGUGUUUUUUAGGCCAAGGGCCCCUCAGCUGAAAGAGAGACGGAGCAGGGACCUCGCACUGCUUGGAUAAAAUUGAACUGCAUAUUAAACUGGGCCUAAAAUAACAUGUAGGGCAGGCUUAACUGUGUAGAGAUACCCUUUAAUUGUGAGUACAAUACUAAGCUGUUAAAAUCAUAACUACUGACAGAUGAAUAUAUUUAUACAUCAUGUUUUAAUGUGCUGUGAUUUAGUGUAGGUGAAAUAGUAAGUCGAUGGUUCCCCUCUGCAGUAACUCUGAGGACUCCCUAAAGGUCGUGGACCCUCUGUUGAAGACCCAUUAAUUUGACCAAUAGCUACAGUUUUAGUUGAAUCUGAUUUGCUGUCUGAUGUGAUAAGACUUCAGCUGAAAGUGCACAGACGAAUGUGAAAGUUUCCAACCGUGGAACAGAAUACAGUCAUACCCUGUGGGUACAAAUCAAAGUUGUGACACUCUAAGAGUUUGAUACACUGUAUGAAUCCAAAUGUGCCAUUAACAUGUUUGUUCUUUAUGUGUUGUUACAUUUAAUGUUUUUUUAUCCACAUGCUGCUAAUUUACUGUGCCUGUGUUGCAUGAUGCAGGGGAACUGAGUGUCGACCUUCUGAACCUUGUACAUCUUGUUUUGUAUUGUACAUUUGCAUAUAAUGUUUUUAUA